AGUUCAUGGAUUGCAGCUGCAGCUGGUGGCACCACCCCGUCCUACAUACGUCAACCAGACAUCGCGUCUUGAGGGCAAGCGCGGAUCUCAGCCCCAGGACCCGAGGAAUCGUCCCCGUCGAAACGGAAUCCGAGCUCGUCCAACCGAUUAUCGAUUAUCAUAACCUCGCCGCAAUCGUAUUAGCUACCUAGCAGCCUGCCCCUCUCACUGCCUUCUGCCGCCCUGUGUGUUUCCAUCCAGGUGAACUCCAAAAGGAUAUUGUUCUGGUGGGCUCGCCCCACUGCAUUGCACAAUUGCAUGUUUUAGACUUCUUGCUGGCCAGCCCCCUUUGUUACCACGACUCGUCCCGUUUGCCUUGUGACCAUAAUUCACCAUGAACUAGGUGCCUCGACAAGCCCUCUCCAGAACCCAGGGAAUCACUCUCGGGACACAAUCGCCGUGUUGACUCGGCACCACUCGGUCGUUGUGUAGGGCUAGCUCCUGCGGGGCUGCAAAUUGCUCUUCCAAGGUUGUGACAGCAUCGACCAUGAAUCCGUUCGCUUUCCGUCCCGCCCAGGUAACGAUAUGGACCACUAUCGUCUAUCUCGCUCUCCUCAUCCCUAUUAUCAUCCUGAAUGAAACCGUGCCACGACCACCAUCCAACCCUAGCCCCUACGCCGGCAUCAACCUGACCGAAAGCUGGCACGACCUGGCUAGUCUGACCCAGGGCUACCACCCGUACAACAGCCACAAGAACGACGAGGUCCGGAACUGGCUUCUCUUACGAAUCCAGCAGAUCCUUGACGGGAAUGAUGUCGACUGGGUUACAGAGGAGACUAUCGGCAAGAGACCAUCAAACUACUCGAUCAGAUCUCUGAAGCUGUCAGACAGCCGAUCGGAAGAAUCCAGUCAUAAUGUGACCGUAUUCAAUGACUUGAUGUCCAAUGUGACCUUUCGGUUUGGCGCCCUCCCUGGAUCUCGCCCGCCCGCAGAGGGCGCGCCUGGCAGUGCCGCUUACUUUGAGGGCACCAACGUGAUCGUCUACAUCCGUGGCUCUCUCGAUGAAGAAGGGGAGUGGUGGAAGCGAAAACGUAACCAUUUGAAACUGCCCAUCGGGAAAGGAGGGGUCUUGGUGAACGCGCAUUACGACUCGGUCUCUACCGGGUUCGGCGCAACUGACGAUGGCAUGGGCGUCGUGACUAUCCUUCAGCUGAUCAAACACUUUACGACCCCAGGCCAUCAGCCCAAGCACGGCAUCGUCGCGCUGUUGAACAAUGGAGAGGAGGACUUCCUCUACGGGGCUACGGCUUUUGGAAACAGCCCACUGCUGCCUUUUGUGCAUACAUUCUUGAACCUCGAGGGUGCUGGUGCUGGUGGUCGUGCCACGCUUUUCCGUGCCUCGGAUAGGGAUGUCAUGGGCGCCUAUGCCAAGUCGCCAAAACCACUCUCCACUGUCAUCAGCUCUGACAGUUUCUCCUUGGGAGCAAUCAAGAGUCAGACUGAUUAUGUUAUUUUCAAUGGUGUUUACGGCCAGAGAGGUCUCGAUAUGGCCUUCUAUAAGCCACGAUCGAGGUAUCAUACCAAGGAGGACGACACGAGACAUGCGAGCCGAGCCAGUCUCUGGCACAUGCUAUCUUCAUCAAUCGCUACGAUGAAAGACCUCACAGAUAGAACCUUCAGCGGGGAAGUGGCAGAGGACACAUCCAGUGUUGUGCCUAACGGUAAAGGCAGCAAGGCAGUAUGGUUUGACCUGUUUGGCAAAGGCUUUGUGCUCUUCAACUUGAGAGCCAUGUUCGCAUGGUCCUUGACACUGCUCAUAGCGACGCCACUCAUUCUCAUAUUCCUCACAUAUCUCCUCCAGAAGAAAGCGAAAUACUACUUCUUCUCUAACAGGGUGAACAUCUACGAGCAGCCAAGCCCUGAUUCAGGAGAUUACGAACGAGUCAAAAUUGGCGGUCUCAGAGGCAUCUUCCGAUUCCCUCUGGCCAUCAGCGUUUCCGGCGCGCUUCUAUUCGGCGCAGCGUUCCUUGUCCGGAAGUUCAAUCCUUAUAUUGUUCACAGCAGCCAAUAUUCAGUCUGGGCAAUGUUCGUUUCACUGGGCUAUUUUGCCUUUUGGUGCAUCAUGAGAGGCGCACAUGUGGCGAGACCGAGCGCUCUCCAUCGGGGCUAUGUCAAUAUUUGGCUAUUCGCAUUGGCAUGGGCUGUGCUCGUGGCAGUGACAGUCUUCGAAGACCGUUUCGAUAUUGCAGCAGGCUACCCUUUCGUGUUUCUGCAGUCAGCUUUGUUCUUGACGGCAGUCACCUCGCUCCUCGAGCUCUUUGCCCUGCCGAACAUGAAGACGUACGGCCAGCAGCUCAGGGAAGAACACGAGACCCACGACCAUCUCGAGCAGGUCCCAAGCUCCGAUGCUAUAAUCGCCCCGGGUCCUGACGAAGCCGACAGUAUGGCAUCCGACGAGGCUGCUGAUCGCGAGUCCGGAAGGGAGGCGCCAGAUGCGACCACACCCCUUCUUGGGAGAAGCGGCCGUGGCGAAGACUCACAGAGGACAUUCGCGACUAGGUAUCGCCGUUCGAUUGCAGCCAUAACUGACUCUGCAACCAAGAAAAAGACUCCUGAGAAUGAGCAGGUCUAUGGAGGCGAGCAACCUUGGUCCAAGAAUCUCCCAUCAUGGACCUGGUUUAUUCAGUUCCUGAUUCUCGGCCCGUUCAUGAUCAUCUUGACGGCCCAGAAUGGUUUGUUCCUGGUUGAUGCUACCCGUCAGACAGGCAUCGAAGGCUCGGCUGCCGUGUUCCCGUACCUGCUCGUUGCGAUCUCCACGAUACUACUGAUGCUCCCUCUCAUGCCUUUCUUCCAUCGCCUCACGUAUCACAUCCCUCUUGUUCUACUUUGCGUAUUCAUCGCGACACUAAUCUACAAUCUUGUCGCCUUCCCAUUCUCGGCGGACAACAAAUACAAGGCCUUCUGGCAACAGACCGUCAACCUCGAUACUGGAGAAUCUACCGUCAGGCUUGGCGGCGUAGAAGAAUACUUGCGUCUUAUUAUCUCGGAUCUCCCUUCUGCCUCAGGGAAGGACGUGACCUGUCGUAAGUCGACGGUCAGGGCGGAUGUCUCGGAUUGCUUGUAUGACGGAAAAGACGUUGCGCCGAACGUCGCCAACACCCUUCCAAAUGGCGUCCCUCCACAGCUGGGCUACGCGAAGCUCGUGGACCUCGACGUGUCACGUACCGGCCCUGGGCAAGCAAAGUUUACAAUCAACGCAAAGAACACCAAGUCAUGCUUCCUCAAGUUUGAGCGCCCAAUUAAGAAUUUCGUCGUUGCGGGCGGCGCAGACUGGGACAACCGGUUUGGGACUAUACCCGAGGGCGGCAUCGCGCUGAUCAACUUGUGGAGGCGGGACUGGAACAAAACAUGGGAGGUGAAUGUGGAGUGGGAUGAGUCGGCCGCAGAGACGCAUCAGACUCACCACGAGGACGGAGACAAAGAAGUGCUCGUCGCGGCGCCCGACGAGCUGAAGCGGAGCACAGCCGGCCUGGAUGGAAACAUCACGUGCAUCUGGAGCGACCUCAACACGCCAGGAACCAUCCCUGCUCUCGACGAGGCCAUACAGUACGCGCCUUCCUGGGCGGUGAUAACCAAGUUCGCCGCCGGGCUCGUGGAGGGCAGCAAGAGCUUCAAGGUCUGAGCGGAGUCGGAUGCAGAGACGGGAGGGGAUUGGUUCAUCAAAGUAACAAGACUGGGCUGUGCUAUGCUGUGCUGAGCAUGUUGUUGAUUCUGGCUUUUCUUUAGUGUGGGUGGGUUCUCACGAACCUGCCGAGUCUGGGGAUUGUCGCUGCAUCGAACAUGGGGGAGCAUCCGCAGGCGUUCUGGCCAUAUCACAAAUUGCAUUCUUUGGCUUGCACCAGUGUUUACGUGCGUGUUGUGGUUUACUAGUGGUAGUAGUGGUAGUAAAUUAGGACCUAGGAAUGAG
Molecule: messenger RNA, 3946 nt
Organism: Diaporthe batatas
Lineage: Eukaryota; Fungi; Ascomycota; Sordariomycetes; Diaporthales; Diaporthaceae
Exons: 4
Coding region: 527-3661 (1044 amino acids)
Biological process (GO): proteolysis
Molecular function (GO): metalloexopeptidase activity
Source: RefSeq, a predicted model, not a curated record